This is a messenger RNA of Rhagoletis zephyria (snowberry fruit fly), 1302 nucleotides long. The record is from RefSeq and is a predicted model, not a curated record. Lineage: Eukaryota; Metazoa; Arthropoda; Insecta; Diptera; Tephritidae.
AUGUCUGAUGAAGAAUCCGAAUACUCUGAGGAGGAGGUCGAGGAGGUAGAAGAGGAGGUCGUCAAGAAGCCGGCCCCACCCAAACAGGCGGCCCCUCCCCCAGCGGAGGCGAGCGAGGCGCAGCAGGCCAUGGACGAGAAGCUGAUGAAGAAGAAGGCCGAGGAGGAGGAGCAGUGGACUGAGUACGUGGAGCAGCGCAAGAAGCAGCGGUCGAAGGAGGAGGAAGACCUGCGUAAGCUCAAGGAGCGCCAGGCGGCCCGCAAGCAGAAACGUGCCGAGCAGGAGCGCAAGAUUGAGGAGUUCAAGCAGCGCCAGGAGGCGGUGCGCAUCAAGGAGCUGGAGGUGCGACGAGCGCGCGAGGCAGAGGCCAAGCGCAAGCGCCUCGAGGACGCCGAGCGCAAACGAGCGGCCAUGCAGGCGGCCAUGGACAAGACGAAGAACACCAAGGUCGAGCGCAACUUUGUUAUCACCAAGCGCAGUGACGGCGGCCCGGGCGCCUCGCUGGGCAACACUGGCUUUGACAGGUUUGCCAAUGUUCUCUCUGCUCGCUCUGAGAUGGGCAAGACGAAGGAGCAGCUGGCUGAGGACAAGCGCAUCGCCAUGUCCUUCCGCGUGAAGCCGCUCGACAUUGACGGUCUCUCCGUGGACGACCUGAAGAAAAAAGCCAACAACCUGUGGGAGAUGAUUGUCCAGUUGGAGUCGGACAAGUACGAUCUGGAGGAGCGACAGAAGCGCCAAGACUACGAUCUGAAAGAGCUGGCCGAGCGACAGCGCCAGAUCAACCGCAACAAGGCGCUGAAGAAGGGUCUCGACCCUGACGCCCUCUCCGACAAGUUCCCGCCCAAGAUUCUGACUGCCAGCAAGUUCGAGCGACAGGUCGACCGACGCACCUUUGGCGAGAAGAAGGGCCUUUUCGAGGGCGGCUACGACGCCAUGGUUGAGGCGACCCUUGAGAAGAUGUGGCAGGAACGCAUCAAGGAGUUCAAGGAGAAGGAGCACAAGGAGACGCCCAAGUGGGACCCGGAGCACCCGAAGAACAAGGAGACCUACGAGCCGGGCGCACGCACCUACGACGACAACGAGGAGGACGACCUAGACCUGCUGGACGCAUUCAUCAAGCCGCCCGGCUUCGAUGAGACGCUGGCCGGAGAGAUCCCCAGCCAACUGCCCAUUGCCUCCGCCAAACCGGCCGCCGCACCUGCCCAAGAGGAAGAGGAGGAGGAGGAAGAAGAAGAGGAGGAAGAAGAGGAGGAAGAAGAGGAGGAGGAAGAGGAGGAGGAGGAAGAAGAGGAAGAGGAGUAG